GGUGCACCCAGCCCGGGCAGGAGGCUGAGACGAUGCCUCUGUUGAGGUGACCACCACAGGACUAUGGCAGAUGAAUAAAAUCAGCUCCUAAUUAGCUCCUCCAUCUGAUGAAAACAUGGCUCCUGUUUCCAAGCGGGUGAGGAGGAGGUGAGAGCGGCGGCGGUGGAGGCUCAAGAUAGAAGCGCUUUCCUUGGAGGUGUAGGGAGGAAGGGAGGGGGGGCCGGCGGCGCUCUCUUGUCUCGUAAGAGGAUAAAGAGAAAAGGGAAAUCGAGCUAUUUUUAAGCGGACUGUUUGGGCCGGACCCCGGUGACACCAUGACCAGCGGGCCGGAUGAGAGCACGGUGCGCGUCGCCCUGAGGAUUCGUCCUCAGCUGGCCAAAGAAAAGAUUGAGGGUUGUCACAUCUGUACGUAUGUGAUGCCCGGGGAGCCCCAGGUGGUCCUGGGUAAGGACAAGGCCUUCACCUAUGACUACGUGUUCGACAUGGACACCCAGCAGGACAGCAUCUACACCCACUGCACAGAGAGACUCAUCGAGGGCUGCCUUGAGGGCUACAACGCAACCAUCUUCGCUUAUGGACAGACAGGUUCGGGGAAGACCUACACCAUGGGAACCGGCUUCGACGUCAACAUCGGAGAGGAUGGGCUGGGUAUCAUUCCCCGGGCCGUCAACCACCUGUUCAAAGGGAUCGAGGAGCGCAGACAGGCCGCCACCGAGCAGGGCAGGCCAGUCCCUGAGUUCAAGAUCAAUGCACAGUUCCUGGAGCUGUACAACGAGGAGGUGCUGGAUCUGUUCGACUCCACGCGCGACAUCGAGGCCAGGAAACAGAAGUCCAAUAUCAAAAUCCACGAGGACGCCAAUGGAGGCAUCUACACUGUUGGGGUCACCACCCGCACUGUCACCUCUGCAGCCGAGAUGAUGCAGUGUCUAAAGCUGGGCGCUCUGUCUCGCACCACCGCCAGCACCCAGAUGAAUGUCCAGAGUUCGCGCUCCCACGCCAUCUUCACCAUCCACCUGUGCCAAGUUCGAGUCUGCUCUCCCGAUAACAACGAUAAUGUAACAGACAACCGUUUAGCCAACGACUCGGAGAUUAAUGAGUUUGAGACGCUGACGGCCAAGUUUCAUUUUGUUGACCUGGCUGGUUCAGAGAGGCUGAAGAGAACUGGAGCGACAGGAGACAGAGCGAAAGAGGGCAUCUCCAUCAACUGUGGUCUGCUUGCUCUGGGGAACGUCAUCAGUGCGCUGGGCGACAGGAGUAAACGCUCCACUCAUGUGCCUUACAGAGACUCCAAACUGACACGGCUGUUACAGGACUCACUAGGUGGCAACAGUCAAACUGUGAUGAUCGCCUGUAUCAGCCCGUCAGACCGGGACUUCAUGGAGACUUUGAACACCCUGAAGUACGCCAACCGAGCCCGAAACAUCAAGAACAAGGUGAUGGUGAACCAAGACAGAGCCAGUCAGCAGAUCAGCGCUCUGAGGACCGAAAUGGCUCGACUGCAGAUGGAGCUGAUGGAGUACAAGACAGGAAAGCGAAUGGUGGGUGAAGAUGGGAUGGAGGGCAUCAACGACUUGGUCCAUGAGAACUCUAUGCUGCAGACAGAGAACAACCACCUGAGGGUGAGGGUGAAGGCCAUGCAGGAGACCAUUGACGCUCAGAGAGCCAGACUUACACAGAUCCUCAGUGACCAGGCCAACCAGGCUCUGGCUAAAGCAGGUGAAGGUAAUGAAGAAAUUGGAAACAUGAUUCAGAACUAUAUCAAAGAAAUCGAGGAGCUCAGAGCUAAACUUCUUGAAAGUGAGGCUGUGAGUGAGAACCUGAGGAAGAACCUGUCUCGAGCCUCCACUCGCUCCUCGCUGUACGGAGGCCCCGGCUCCUUCUCCCCGGCCUUGCUCGCCCCCGAGGAGGCUGCCAGCGACGUCAUCAUGAUGGCCAAGAAGGACUUGGAGAAGCUCAAGAAGAAGGAGAAGAAGAAGAAGAAGAGCGUUAUCAAAGAGGAAGUCCCAGACAAUGACCAGGAGCGAGGCAGUGAGGAGGCAGAGGUGGAGGGCAGCGAUCACGACGAAGGGGAGGAUGCAGAUGGAGACGAGGAAGACUUUGACAUGGCGGGAGAAGAGACGUCUGAUGAAUCGGACUCUGAAGAACUGGAGGAGAAAGAAAACGUCCAGGCUGACCUGGCCAACAUCACUUGUGAGAUCGCCAUCAAACAAAAGCUGAUAGAUGAGCUGGAGAACAGCCAGCGGCGUCUGCACACGCUCAAACAGCAGUACGAACAGAAGCUGAUGAUGCUGCAGAACAAGAUCAGAGACACGCAGCUGGAGAGGGACAAGGUGCUGCACAAUAUGGGUACAGUGGAGUCGGGCACCGAGGAGAAGGCCAAGAAGAUCAAAGUUGAGUAUGAGAGGAAGCUGAGCUCCAUGAACAAAGAGCUGCAGAAGCUCCAGUCAGCUCAGAAGGAGCACGCUCGCCUGCUGAAGAACCAGUCGCAGUAUGAGAAACAGCUCAGGAAACUCCAGCAGGAUGUGACCGAGAUGAAGAAGACCAAGGUGUCACUGAUGCGUCAGAUGAAGGAGCAGCAGGAGAGGAACAGGGCCACAGAGUGCAGGAGAAACAGGGAGAUCGCCACUCUGAAGAAAGACCAGCGCAGAGCCGAGCACCAGGUGAGGCAGCUUGAGGCCCAGAAGCGACAACAGGAGUUGGUUCUACGCAGAAAGAACGAAGAGGUGACAGCUCUCAGGCGGCAGGUGAGGCCUGUGUCCGGGAAGACGAGCCGGAAGGUGAGCUUACCUGAACCUCUCCAUGAGCCGUCACAUCGAGCCACACCAGGAAGGCUGCACACGUCUGGAGCAUCCCAAUCCAAUGGAGCCAGGAGGUCUCCAGUGCGGAUGGGAAGCAUCUACCUCAGCAGGACGGCCAGGGCCAAAUGGCAGUCACUGGAGAGACGUGUCAGUGACAUCAUCAUGCAGAGGAUGACCAUCUCUAACAUGGAGACGGAUAUGAACCGACUGCUGAAGCAACGUGAGGAACUGACCAGGCGCAGGGAGCGAGUGUCCAGAAAGAGAGAGAAGAUGGCGGUGGACGGUGCAGACGCUGACCGCUCCCUGGCUUCCCUGAAUGAAGAGCUGGAGUCUCUGAGUGCCAACAUCGACUACAUCAAUGACAGCAUUGCAGACUGCCAGGCCAACAUUAUGCAGAUGGAGGAAGCCAAGGAGGAAGGAGACACAGUGGAUGUUACUGCAGUGGUCAGCUCCUGCAACCUAUCAGAGGCCCGCUUCCUCUUGGAUCAUUUCAUGACUAUGGCCAUCAAUAAGGGUCUGCAGGCCGCUCAGAAGGAUUCCCAGCUGAAGGUCAUGGAGGGCAGGUUGAAGCAGACGGAGAUUAACAGCGCCACCCAGAACCAGCUGCUGUUCCACAUGCUGAAGGAGAAAGCUGAAAUCAACCCAGAGCUAGAUGCCCUGCUGGGCAGCGCUCUGCAAGAGUUAGGUUACCUGUCACCAGAAAAUGGAGAUGACAGCAGCAGUGACGAGUCCACCCCCAGCCCAGCCGCAGAGGGCAGCACACUUGCAUCAGAUCUGAUGAAGUUAUGUGGCGAAUCCAGACCGAGGAGUAAGGCUCGCAGGCGCACCACCACGCAGAUGGAGCUGCUGUACGCCAGCAGUGGGGAUCUAUCCUGCGAAUCCCCCACCGGAGACUUCUCGGCCCCUCUGCUGCCGCUGUCGGAGCGCCUGGAAGGGCCGGCGGACAUGCUGGGUCACGCGGCUGGUCAAACCCCUGACCGCGAGCAAACCGUUUCCCCAUCUGCCCUGUCUGCCAGGCCAGCUGGCAUAUCUGGAGCCAGGUCACCUACAGGGACCGAGAGGAGGCAACUGGAGCGUUCGCCCCUCAACCGAAGGAAGACGCAAGAGAAAGGACCCACAGUGACACACAUCCCAACACCCACACACACAACCGUUAGCACAGCAGAAGCCAAAACGAAAAGCAGUGACUACAAAACACUGCUGGAGGAGCCACCUGUAUUUGAGAGCCAUAGAGGCGUGAUCAACCCUGUGACGGCCCCUAAGAACAGCCGGGGGGCCAAACUCCAGUGUGUCUACGUCGCUGAGGGCCACACCAAGCCUGUUCUGUGUGUCGAUGCCACUGAUGAUCUGCUCUUCACAGGAUCCAAAGACCGUACAUGUAAAGUCUGGAACUUGGUGACGGGUCAAGAGAUAAUGUCUUUAGCAGAUCAUCCCAGCAGUGUUGUCUCAGUCAGGUACACUUCUAGCCUCGUCUUCACUGUCUCCACUGCUUACAUCAAAGUCUGGGACAUACGAGAUUCUGCCAAGUGUAUACGGACGCUUACGUCGUCAGGCCAGGUGGGCUCGGGAGACACGUGUUCCUCUGCGCGGAGUUUAUCCAUCCCACCAGGAGAGAGCCAGAUCAACCAGAUCGCUCUCAACCCCUCUGGCUCCUUCCUCUAUGCUGCUGCUGGCAACGCUGUGCGCAUGUGGGACCUCCGCAAGUUCGUGUCCACGGGGAAGCUGACUGGCCAUUUGGGACCGGUCAUGUGUCUGACUGUUGAUAAGUUGGGUCAUGGACAGGAUGUUGUCCUCACCGGCUCCAAAGACCAUCAUGUUAAAAUGUUCGAAGUAGCAGAGGGCGCUCAGGGUAGCAUCACCUCCAGCCAUACGUUUGAGCCCGCUCAUCUGGAAGGCGUGGAGUCCCUCGCCGUGUACGGAGACGUUUUCUACAGCGGCUCCAGAGACUAUUACAUCAAAAAGUGGGACUUGGCCGGUAAACAGCUGCUACAGCAGUCGGCCAGUGCCCAGGCAGACUGGGUGAGCGCUCUGGGCGUGGUGCCAGGCUCCCCGGUGCUGCUCAGCGGAUGCAGAGGAGGGCUGCUGCGUCUUUGGCACGCCGACUCGCUAGCACCCCUCGGCGAGGUCCGCGGACACGACAGCCCCAUUAAUGGCCUGGCCACCAACAGCUGCCAACUGUUCACCGCCUCGGAUGACCGCACAGUGAAAAUUUGGGAAACUAAAGGAUCUCUGGAGGAAGGAGUCCACUGACAUCUGAUUCCUUCUCUUCAACCAAUCACAAUGAAUCUGUCAAACGGUGGAUGGGUAGCCCAGAGUGGAGUGUGCCCCCCCCCCCCCCCAGACUGAAAAGUCAUCAUCUUUAAACAACACCGAUCUCUAUUACUGAUUUACUGAUACUUUCGGUCAAACUGGAUCACCACAAACUCAGUGGAGUCAGAGUCAGUGGACCAGAACAGCUGGAGUGAACAGCACCUCUCAUAACUGUAAAAUGAAAGGAAAACUACGGAUUUAAGGAUCCGCGUUAAUUGAUCCAGGAGUCUCUCCUGUGCUUUCAACAUUCCUCUCCUCAGUUCAGCGCAAGACAACAUGGAUACCUUCUUUGCAUACAGUGAAAUUUGCUGAGAAAAAAAAAAAAAAAGGGUGCAGCGCUUUGCUUCCUCGCACCAAAUGAAAAAGACAAGCAUUCCCCUUUGAAUCUCCUGCUCACCAGCAAUGUGAGUCUCUCCUGUGUGUUCACAUGAUGUGUUGUGUCUUCCUGUCAUUGCUCUACAGGCUGAUUCAGGUUGUGUGUGUGUGUGUGUGUGUGUGUGUGUGUGUGUGUGUGUGUGUGUGUGUGUGUGUGUGUGUGUGUGUGUGUGUGUGUGUGUGUGCGCGCGCGUGUGUGUUUGUGUGCGUGUGUGUUCUCUGUAAGCAAGGACCAAAUAACUACUGAAACUUGCAUGUUCUUCAGCUGUUACUGCCGGACCCUCCAGUGGAAAGAUAGAGGCCUCUAAAUAAAAUAAAACAUCAUGUCAUCCUGUGACGAUUUACAAAUUUUCCACUUUUCUCUCAGCGCUUUCAUCAGUGUUAGGUCAGUGUUCAUUAAAUCACCUGCUCAGCGAUAUUAUAUCUCUACAAUAACAUGUAUCACAGCUGAACUAUAUCCUUACACACUGCCGUACAGAAGCAGAGAGCAGGAACUACAGAAACCUAUACAUACAGGCUUAUAGAAACAGCAUAGUGAUAAAAAUGUUUACACACUCUACAGUUAAACCCCUGCUUUUAUCUGUUAGCAAACUUGUUAAACCCCGGUCAGACCAGCUGUUACAUCCAGAUUAAAAUGUGUUUAAAAGUGUUUCCCCGGCUCGGAUAUUUCAGACUGAGGUAAACACUGUUUUCCUCUCUCGUCGGUGAUGUGUUGUCGGCGGUCAGCUGGGUUUCUGGUUUCAAGUAUUCUCUGGUUGAUACACAAACAGUUUUGUAGCCUUAAGUGGUGUUUUAGUUUUCCCCCGUGCUCUCCUGUAAGCAUGCUCCCCUCUGGCUUCUCCGACCCGCGUCUCUCAGGGCACAUUUUUUCUCACUUCCAGGAUUUCGAUUCUUUUAGCUGAAGAAGGUUGCCCGCUGAGUAUUUACGUUCUCUAAACUUUAGUGUCUGCGCAGCCGUUUCAAAAAACUGAAGUACAGCCUAGGCAGCAGAAGUGCUUUUAGGACAUUUAUAACAAGUAGUGUAACGGUUAAAUGAGACUUUGAAGAGACGCUGUUUCUAAUCAGAAUAAUGGAAAUGGAAAUCAUUCAUGUUGAUGCAAUCAAGCACCUUGUAAUCCCCUAAAUCAUGGAGUAUUUUGUGAAAGCAUCUAUUCCUGAAAGAUGUGUGUGUGUGUGUGCGUGCGUGCGUGCGUGUGUGUGUGUGUUGUUCAAUCCAAACGAUGUGAUAAGUUCUCAGUGAGUUCUCCAUCCACAGUGCUGUUCACCUCUGUUAACUGCACACACGCGACAGCAGAGCGUUUCAGAACAUCAGUCUUUCAAAUUGAGUGUAAAAAAAAAAAAAAAAUUACUAUUUAUUUAUACUUUCUUUGAUUUUUUUUUUUUUUGUUUUGGAUUUUGCUGUUGUGUGUUCCUUAUCAGUCUGAGAGUUUGAACUCAUUCCCAUCUGAUGCCUCUGAGACGAUGGACUGCACAGAAUUUAGGGGAUGGAUUUCUCCAUAAUCAGAGGUGUAUUAUCAGUGCCUGUUAUAAAUCCUAAACUGUGGGUAUUGAGUUGUCCUAUUGCAACCUGAUAAAUGUGGACUGUUCCUCAUUAAAAUGUUCAGGUAAGCAAUUUAUCAUGAACUAUCCGUGCAUUUCUUUGAGAUUUAUUGGAAAUACACUUGCUGCUGUGGUUUAGACAUUGGAGGUAGACACUGUUUAAAUCAAUAGGACUAAAAUAAUUGCACUGAAAAAUCAUAUUUUUUAGAUAAGUUUCCCAUCUGACUCACAGCACAGUUUACAGUAGAGUGGUUUUCAGUCCCGUUGGUUUGCACUUGAAUUGCUAAAGAAAUGAUCCCAAAAAGAAACAAUAGGCUGUAAGUGUUCAGUCAAAUUCAAGAUGAACCUUAAUAAUCCUUCUAAUUGUAGUUGUAUCUUAUUUUGGAAAUUUUCUGUAAAUCUCUCUUAUGUAAAUACAACUGUUGUUGUUGUUUUUUUCCUGCUGAUUCUGUUGUGCAUAAAUUCAAGCCGCAGUGUGAAAAUAGAUUGUAAAAUAAACCGGUUUUACAAGUG
Seriola dumerili (greater amberjack) is the source of this 7535-nucleotide messenger RNA. Its product is annotated as kinesin-like protein KIF21A. The record is from RefSeq and is a predicted model, not a curated record. Lineage: Eukaryota; Metazoa; Chordata; Actinopteri; Carangiformes; Carangidae. Gene Ontology annotation, molecular function: ATP binding; microtubule motor activity; microtubule binding. Gene Ontology annotation, biological process: microtubule-based movement; mitotic spindle organization. The coding region runs from base 315 to 5048 and encodes 1577 amino acids. The transcript is spliced from 36 exons.